AACCUAAACGGGCGAGAAAGAGAGAAGGAUCCGAAAUGGCUUAUCGGAGCUCCGUUUUCCAUUCAAUCUUCACCUUCUUGAUAGUCUCCACUUUAUCGGAUGCAGCUCAAACCGGAGCUGCGGAUCUCCGACCCGAAUCCGACUUGGUGACCGGCUUGCCUGGCCAGCCGCCGGUGGAGUUCCGGCACUACGCCGGCUACGUCUACGUGGGCCAAUCCAAAGACAAGGCUUUGUUCUACUGGUUCUUCGAAGCCAUUGGCGCCGCCGAAGCCAAGCCACUCCUUCUUUGGCUUAACGGAGGGCCCGGGUGUUCAUCGGUAGCGUUCGGUGCAGCUCAAGAGUUGGGUCCAUUUCUGAUUCGAACUAACAAACCCAAUCUCACACUCAAUGCCUACUCUUGGAACAAAGUGGCAAACUUGCUAUUUUUAGAAGCUCCUAUCGGUGUAGGGUUUUCGUAUUCUAAUCGAUCGUCGGAUUUAGAAGAGCUCGGUGAUGAAAUCACUGCUAAAGAUUCUCAUGAAUUUCUUCUUGCUUGGUUUGAUAAGUUCCCUGCUUUCAAAUCCCAUGAAUUUUACUUAGCCGGAGAAAGCUAUGCAGGACAUUAUGUGCCACAACUAGCUGAGCUCAUCUAUGAAGGGAACAAAAGAGCAAGUGAAGACUCAAGAAUCAACUUUAAAGGGCUUAUGAUAGGAAACGCAGUGCUAAAUGAUGAGACAGAUCAAAUGGGAAUGGUUGAAUAUGCAUGGAGCCAUGCCAUUAUCUCCGACCAACUUUAUAAUACAAUUCGCAAAGAAUGUGCCUUCUUUAAAGAGUCAGAAAAGAAAAAAGAAAGGGACAAGGAAAGAGCAAUGAAGGAGACAAAAGCUUGUUCUCUUGCUAUUAAGGCCUUUCUCCAAUCUUACUCUGAUAUUGAUAUUUACAGUAUCUACACUCCUGUAUGCCGCCACUACAGCUCCAAUGUUUCCGGCCAUCAUCGUCAUCGUCGUCCCAAACUUGUCGCCUCUCCUCGUCUUUUCCGGCAACAUGAAGAGUGGCAUGAAUUGGAGAGGAGAGUGCCAGCAGGGUAUGAUCCAUGCACAGAAGGCUAUGUAGAAAAAUAUUUCAAUAGAAAGGAUGUACAACAAGCUCUUCAUGCCAACCUCACUGGACUUUCUUACCCUUACUCUCCUUGUAGUGAAGUGAUACCAGAUUGGAAGGAUUCACCACCCACAGUGCUUCCAAUUCUCAAGAAGCUCAUGAAUGCUGGUCUUAGAGUCUGGGUUUACAGUGGAGACACAGAUGGCCGUGUGCCGGUAACUUCAACAAGGUAUAGCAUCAAUGAGAUGGGACUAAAAGUGAAAGAGAAAACAAAAGGUAAAGAAUGGGGAGGAUGGAGAGCAUGGUAUCAUAAAGAUCAAGUUGCUGGUUGGGUGGUGGAGUACCAAGAUGGCUUAACACUUGCAACAGUGAGAGGUGCUGGACAUCAAGUUCCUGCAUUUGCUCCUGACCGAUCUCUUUUGCUUGUUGCUCAUUUCCUUAAUGGAAAACCACCACCAUCUCACUUGUAGUAGGUUUUUUCUUAUUUUUGUAUUUUUGAAAAAUAUGGAUUUAAUUGCUGACUAUGUUUUUAAAAGACUUUGGAA
This is a messenger RNA of Dioscorea cayenensis subsp. rotundata (Guinea yam), 1622 nucleotides long. RefSeq names its product serine carboxypeptidase-like 35. The record is from RefSeq and is a predicted model, not a curated record. Gene Ontology annotation, biological process: proteolysis. Bases 36 to 1547 code for a protein of 503 amino acids. Lineage: Eukaryota; Viridiplantae; Streptophyta; Magnoliopsida; Dioscoreales; Dioscoreaceae. Gene Ontology annotation, molecular function: serine-type carboxypeptidase activity. The transcript is spliced from 8 exons. Gene Ontology annotation, cellular component: vacuole.